AUGGAUGAUCCUAACAUCCCGACCCUGACCUUGGAGACCAAGAUUCUUCUCCAGAAGCUGAAGAUAUGGGACAAGAUUGCAGCUGGAAAUCUUCACAACAUUACGCUGGCGGACGUGCAAGCAGUGUUCGACAUCCUAGAUCCCGGGGAGAAGGGCUACAUAACUCGAAGUGAAUGCUUUGCCCUUACACAAGUUCAAAAUGUGAAGGUCUCACAGCAGUACCUUCAGGACCUGUGUGAAGAUGCAGACAAGGACAACAGCGGGACAGUGUCUGCGGAGGAAUUUCUGAAGGCACUCACUACGGGUCAAGUGGCCUUCAACUUUCUGAAGGAAUCCCUAGGCAAAGGGCCGAAGGAAGUGAAACAGAAUGAAUGUGAUCGCUCAGACUUGCUAGCCUGGCUGAAGGAGGAAUAUGAGACCAUGAGUGCUCUGUACUCCAUGCCAACGGUCUUCCUCCUGCUCUUCGCAUAUACCUAUUUUAUUACAACACACAUUGACACGACGAGUGCAUGGCGGACCGGCCACACACUCCAUGAGAACUUGGACACGCUGUGGAAGGUCACCAAGGUUCCUAACAGGCGUGGCGUUUUCACGCAGAUGGCCUGGACCCACGACACGUGGCUGCCCAAGUACUUCCGGCAGGAUUUGGUGUCGGACCCAUACCCAGGCAGGGUCGCUGUGUAUAACCAGAUUAUAGGUGGGUCCCGUCUGCACAAGGAAUUCUUGCAGUCAGGGCCGUGUCCCGCAAACGAGGAGAACUCCUUCCUUUUCAAUGCACUUACUGGAACCUGUGAUCGAUUUGGUGUGAAGACUGAUGAGGACAUCGUGCUCCCGUACCAUUUGGAUAUUGGGAUCCACCAGAGAACUAUCAGGAACCUUACAGAGUCCUUUUGGUUUGAUUACAGGACCGAACUCUUGGAGUAUCAAACAAUUUUCUACAACGCUCAUAUGAACCUGAUCACCUUCGAGCGUCUCCAGUGGAAUGCGCAGACGGACGGCUUCAUACAGCUCUACUUUCGUUUCGAGUCCUGGAUUGCGGAGCCCUACAAGAGCCCAUGGGCCGUCCUACCUGACAUCCUUUUCGUGGUGAUCCUGCUUC
This is a messenger RNA of Symbiodinium pilosum, 1099 nucleotides long. The record is from the annotation of a GenBank genome assembly. Lineage: Eukaryota; Dinophyceae; Suessiales; Symbiodiniaceae.